CAAUGACUCGUCUAAUCAAGAACAUCCUUCAUCGUCUCGUUUCGGUGGCAAUGGUGUUAUCUUUGAUCGCAUUCAGCAUAACGAAUGGAGCGAGUGUGGCUGCGGAUUCGAAGGAGCCGAAUUCUGAAACAGGCAGUGAUUCGAUUUCAAACAAUGGCGGACCCGCUGAAGAGAAACAAGAUCCCCACAUCAGUGGUGGUAAUGAAUAUUCCGGCAGGAGUUACGGAGGAUACAAUUCUGGCUAUGGCGUUACUUCAAAACCCAGUUCAAACUACGGAUCUUCUUAUUCCGGUUCUGCCUAUUCCGGAUCAGGAAACUAUGGCAGCGGUUUUUCAUACGCCAUGCCGAUUAUUAGCCAUGGAACAGGAACGAACGGAAUUUACAGUACAGGAAUUUCUUACGAAUCUGCUUAUGGUACAGCAAAUCAAGUUCCUUACGGCACGGCUUAUGGAGCUGGAAGUUAUGGUGUUGGAUCCUCCUACACGGGACCGUCUUAUGGCAGCUCUUCUUACGGUGUCACUCCUUCUUACGGUGUCACUCCUUCUUACGGUGUCACUCCUUCUUACGGAUACGGAUCAGGCUCCUCCUUCAACGUUCCAGCCUAUGGUGUACAACCAUCAUAUGGCAACAACGUAGGAUCCUCAUACGGCAACUAUGGUGUCUUUCCUCAUUCCGCCUAUGGUAACAACAUGAACCUGCCCGGCUCUUCCUACGGAAACGGCUACAGUGGAUCGAAUUACGGAUCCGGAAGUUACGGUAUGAACACUGGAUCAUACGGUGGAAUUGGUUAUGGUGUUACAUCUUCCCCUUACUCGUCAUACGCCGGUCAAAUGGGUUCAUCUUCGCCGUAUGGUGGAAACUUUGGUGGCUCUUCUUACGCAAACUACGGCGGCAACACUUACGGAGGAAUGAUGAAUGGAGCUUACGGUACGGGUCAGGGAGUCAAUUCUUUUUCGUCCAUGAAUGGCGCAUACAAUCGGAAUCCACUUGGUUAUGGCAGUAAUGUAGUUUACUAAAUUGAUGUUUGGAGUCUUUAAUCGUUAAUUGGUUAGAUUGUUUAGAAAGUUUUGGCUCAAUUCGACAAAUAAACUUCUUUAAAAAAAA
Daphnia magna is the source of this 1104-nucleotide messenger RNA. RefSeq names its product shematrin-like protein 1. The transcript has 3 exons. Lineage: Eukaryota; Metazoa; Arthropoda; Branchiopoda; Diplostraca; Daphniidae. The record is from RefSeq and is a predicted model, not a curated record. Bases 3 to 1016 code for a protein of 337 amino acids.